UAAACACCCAUUUGAAAUAUUUUUUUGGAAAUUCUUCAGAGAGGUCGCCAUGGGAAGCUUGAAGCUCCCACAGUCAAUAAGCAGAAGCAAUGGCGGGAACGCUCUCUUCCCACUUCCCACUUCGCCCUUAUUACCGAAACCCACCUCCCCUCCUCACCAGCAUCGCUCCUUCGCGCUUUGCAAAGGCUUCAUUACAGGAAAAACCAUGAAGCUAUUUACACCCAAUAUCUUGCCCUUCGGAUCCCAAGUGUUGAAAGGAGAAUGGGGCUUGCAGUUUAGCAGAAGAAGUACAUCAGCAUCUGUACAGCCUGUGACAGAACAACUGAAGGUGGAUGAGUCCAAUGAUCCCCUCGUGAGUGGUGAUUCCAUUCGCCGUCGGUUUCUUGAUUUUUAUGCCUCCCGUGGCCAUAAGGUUCUUCCAAGUGCUUCUCUUGUACCGGAUGAUCCGACCGUUCUCUUGACAAUUGCUGGAAUGCUUCAAUUCAAACCUAUAUUUCUUGGGAAGGUUCCUAGACAAGUACCUCGAGCUACUACUGCACAAAGGUGCAUACGUACAAACGAUGUGGACAAUGUAGGCCGAACAACACGGCAUCAAACAUUUUUUGAGAUGCUUGGAAACUUCAGCUUUGGUGAUUACUUCAAGAAGGAAGCAAUUACAUGGGCAUGGGAACUUUCAACUGUAGAAUAUGGGUUACCAGCUGACAGAUUAUGGGUGAGUGUUUAUGAAGAUGAUGAUGAAGCUUUUGCAAUCUGGCAUGAUGAGGUGGGUGUACCUGUAGAGCGCAUAAAGAGAAUGGGUGAAGAUGACAACUUUUGGACUAGUGGAGUAACUGGUCCGUGUGGUCCUUGUUCAGAGCUCUAUUAUGAUUUCCACCCUGAGAGGGGAUAUGCAAAUGUUGAUUUGGGUGAUGAUUCGAGGUUUAUAGAGUUCUACAAUCUGGUUUUCAUGCAAUACAAUAAAAAAGACGAUGGUUCACUUGAGCCCUUAAAACAAAAGAACAUAGAUACUGGACUUGGCCUGGAGCGUAUGGCUCGAAUACUUCAGAAGGUUCCAAACAAUUACGAGACUGACUUGAUCUAUCCAAUUAUAGAAAGGGCCGCAAAAUUGGCAAAUGUGUCAUAUGAGCUUGCUGAUGAUCGUUCAAGAAUGAAUCUUAAGAUUUUAGGCGAUCAUUUGCGUGCAAUUGUUUAUCUCAUAUCAGAUGGGGUUGCUCCAUCAAAUAUUGGGAGAGGGUAUGUAGUUCGGCGGCUCAUUAGAAGGGCUGUUCGUACUGGCAGGUUGCUAGGUAUAUACGGUGAUGGGAGGGGAAAUCUUGAAGGAGCGUUUUUACCAGAAAUUGCAGAAGAAGUAAUAGAAAUGAGCACCCAUGUUGAUGUGGAUGUAAAGGGCAGAGCACCCCGCAUUCUUGAAGAGUUGAAAAGGGAAGAACUUCGGUUUGUACAAACAUUGGAGAGAGGAGAAAAGUUGCUUGACCAAAUGUUGGCUGACGCAUUAGUAAGUGCCCAAGAGAAUAAAACAGCUCCUUGCUUAUCUGGCAAAGAUGCAUUUCUCUUAUAUGAUACUUACGGGUUUCCCGUGGAAAUAACAACAGAAGUGGCCGAAGAAAAUGGCGUAAGCAUAGAUAUGGCUGGUUUUGAUGUUGAAAUGGAAAAGCAGAGACGACAAUCUCAAGCUGCACAUAAUGCUGUUAAGCUUCAGGUUGAAAAUAGUGCAGAUGUCACAGAACGAGUUCCUGAUACCGAGUUUCUUGGUUAUGAAACUCUUUCUGCUCUAGCCAUCGUGGAAAGCCUUCUGGUGAAUGGAAAAUCAGUGAUUCAGGUUGCUGAAGGAAGUGACGUUGAGGUCCUGCUCAACAGAACUCCAUUUUAUGCGGAAUCAGGUGGUCAAAUUGGAGAUAAUGGUUAUCUAUAUGUGACUGAAGGUGAAAGCCAACAGACUGCAGUAAUCGAGAUAAAAGAUGUCCAAAAAUCUCCAGGCAGCAUUUUUGUGCAUAAGGGUGUUAUCAAAGAAGGCGUUUUAGAGGUUGGCAAAGAAGUAGAAGCAUCUGUAGAUGCAAAUCUGCGGCAACGGGCAAAGGUUCACCACACGGCUACUCAUUUGCUACAAUCUGCAUUAAAGAGAGUUAUAGGACAGGAAACAUCCCAAGCAGGUUCAUUAGUGGCUUUUGAUCGUCUCAGAUUUGAUUUCAACUUCCAUCGACCACUCCUCGACAGAGAGCUCAUGGAAAUUGAAAGGUUAAUAAACGGAUGGAUCGGGGAUGCAACGCUUCUUCAGACUAAAGUAAUGCCUCUUGCUGAUGCAAAAAGAGCAGGAGCUAUUGCCAUGUUUGGGGAAAAAUAUGGAGAGGAGGUACGCGUUGUAGAGGUUCCAGGUGUCUCCAUGGAACUUUGUGGUGGUACCCAUGUUAGCAACACUGCCGAAAUACGUGGCUUCAAAAUAAUCUCUGAACAGGGCAUUGCAUCUGGAGUCAGGCGUAUAGAAGCUGUAGCAGGUGAAGCUUUCAUUGAAUAUGUCAAUUCCAGAGAUUACCAUAUGAAACAGCUAUGCUCCACUCUCAAAGUGAAAGCUGAAGAAGUGACGACCAGAGUAGAAAAUCUAUUAGACGAGUUACGAACUGCCAGAAAUGAGGUUUCUGCUUUGCAAGAAAAAGCAGCAGUUUACAAGGCCUCAAUUUUAGCAAGCAAGGUGUUUUCAGUAGGAACUUCGAAGGAAAUUAGGGUCCUGGUCGAGAGCAUGGAGGAUACUGAUGCCGAUGCACUGAAAAGUGCAGCCGAGUAUCUGAUCAGUACACUUGAAGAUCCAGCAGCUGUAGUACUGGGUUCAUGUCCAGGUGAGGGAAAGGUCAGCUUAGUAGCUGCAUUCACUCCGGGAGUUGUGGAGUUGGGAAUACAAGCUGGCAAGUUCAUAGGACCUGUUGCUAAGUUGUGUGGCGGGGGAGGUGGCGGCAGGCCGAACUUCGCUCAGGCAGGUGGAAGGAAGCCCGAAAACUUAUCAAACGCACUCGAAAAGGCUCGAUCAGAGCUCGUCUCAGUUCUCUCUGAAAAGGCAAGCUAAUGCGUGGAAACUUUGAAGCUCGCAAGAACAACAAUGCUUUUCUCUUGGAAGCUCCAAAAUAUUUUUCUUUAUGGAAAAAAGGCGAAACUAUACAUAUUUUUUCCCUUUAUACAGAAAUGGAAAUAACUUGUGAGAUUCUUGAUUAUCCAAGCUUACCAAGCUAAUCCACCUGUUAAACUCCAUCUUGUAAAAGCUUCUAGCUAGGUCCUACAGCAUUUGAAACAACAAUUUUGUGUAAUGAAUGGCAUUAAAUGUAAUUGAACCCAAGCAGAGUUCCGGCCGGGGCAUUGCAAUUCCGGUUUGUGUUUCCGGCGGGUUACGCCGGGAAAUGGAUUUGGACGAAGCGUGUGUGCACGCGCUUCGGACUGGAAGCCUGGGGUCAUAUAUGA
This is a messenger RNA of Morus notabilis, 3444 nucleotides long. RefSeq names its product alanine--tRNA ligase, chloroplastic/mitochondrial. Lineage: Eukaryota; Viridiplantae; Streptophyta; Magnoliopsida; Rosales; Moraceae. Gene Ontology annotation, molecular function: alanine-tRNA ligase activity; aminoacyl-tRNA deacylase activity; ATP binding. The transcript is spliced from 13 exons. Bases 50 to 3055 code for a protein of 1001 amino acids. The record is from RefSeq and is a predicted model, not a curated record. Gene Ontology annotation, cellular component: cytoplasm; chloroplast; cytosol. Gene Ontology annotation, biological process: alanyl-tRNA aminoacylation; tRNA modification.